AUGACCCAUCAGGCCAAACGACGACGGGUUGGAACCCAGCCGACUGCCACUGUAGGCAAUGGCAUUGAGGGUUUGGACGGUUACUACUCACCGGCAUCGAAAUUCGAGCAGGAUUCCUGGAAUGGAUUCUGUGAGCUGGAUUCGGAACCGGCUCUUUUCAAUGUGAUGCUCCGGGAGUUCGGAGUAAAGGGGAUCAAAAUCCAAGAGGUCGUGUCGCUUGACGAGGAGAUGAUGGCAUUUCUGAAUAAACCCAUAUAUGGUCUGAUUUUCCUGUUCCGUUGGCGCGAGGAUGAUCCAGAUAAGCAAGAAGCGAGCUGCCCGGAGGGCCUCUGGUUUGCUAAUCAGACAGCCAGCAAUGCUUGCGCCAGUGUGGCGCUUCUAAACAUCGUCAACAACAUCACCAAUAUCGACCUUGGGGAGAAUCUACAGAGUUUCAAAGACUUUACCAUGCCGUUCACACCCGCACUGAGGGGAGAUGCAAUAAGUAACUUCGAAUUCGUCAAAAGAAUACAUAAUUCAUUCGCCAGAAAGAUGGACAUGCUUAGCUCAGACUACCAGCUCAAAGCUGAGGCUACAUCCAAGCGAAGUAGGCCAGCCAAGAACAAGCCCGCUGAUAACAAAGCAGACGCAGGGUUUCAUUUCAUUGCCUUCGUCCCUGCCUUGGGUAAAGUUUGGAAGUUCGACGGCUUAGAACGUCAACCUCAGGCGCUUGGCUCUUGCGCAUCGGAUGAAGAUUGGCUGAGCCUGGUAAAGCCUGAUAUUCGCGCCAGAAUGGAGGCAUAUGAAGAAGAUCAGAUAGAGUUUUCUAUCCUGAGUGUUGCUAGAGAUCCGCUCCCUGAGCUUGUCAAUCAAUUAGCUGCCAAUGUAAGGGGCCUAGAAAUCAUUCAAGAGCGCUUGAGCUCAAUCUCCGAGAGCUCUGCUGGUCUUGAAUCCACUCUGGCGGAUUCGAUAUACGAAAAUACCAUCCUGGGACCGGAUGAAAGCUAUGCGUUGACGAGGAAAACCAUCGACGAAGUGACCGUCCAUGAAAGACAAGAGAAAGAAUAUCGGGCAUGUUCAGUGGAAGAACUUGUUCAUCAUCGGCAGAGGUUGGGUCAGGCUCAACAGGAACUACGAGCAGCAAUCCGAGAGGAGCAACAGUCUCAGCAAAUGGAUGAGGAUCAUGCUGAAGGACGAAGAUAUGAUUAUGGCCCGGCCAUUCGAACGUGGCUACGCUUUCUAGCGCGCAAAAGGCUGAUAGAGGACUUGCUGUGA
Aspergillus luchuensis is the source of this 1254-nucleotide messenger RNA. RefSeq names its product ubiquitin C-terminal hydrolase 37. The record is from RefSeq and is a predicted model, not a curated record. NCBI's taxonomy places the organism in Eukaryota, Fungi, Ascomycota, Eurotiomycetes, Eurotiales, Aspergillaceae. Gene Ontology annotation, biological process: ubiquitin-dependent protein catabolic process; protein deubiquitination. Gene Ontology annotation, cellular component: cytoplasm. The coding region runs from base 1 to 1254 and encodes 417 amino acids. Gene Ontology annotation, molecular function: cysteine-type deubiquitinase activity. The transcript is spliced from 6 exons.